AUGACCCAAACGUUCAAGCUGUCUGCGCAGCUUAUCGGCCAUGAAGCAGAUGUGAAGUCUGUUGCUUUCGCAUCACCCGAAGUCGUCUUGUCGGUUUCCAGAGAUUGCACCGUCCGAAAGUGGUCUCGAAGAUCCCAAACUCCACCCACCUUCGAAGGGACGCUCGUCAGUCGUGGUUCCGAAUAUGUCAACUCGGUGACAUUCUUCCCACCCUCUGCCGAUCACCCCAAUGGCUUGAUUAUAUCUGGAGGGAAGGAUACUGUCAUUGAAGUCAAAUCACCGGCCGCUGCCUCAACGGAUCACGCCGAGCGACUCCUGAUAGGUCACGCAAACAAUGUCUGCACACUCGACGUCGCUCCCAGCGGGUCAUACCUGCUUUCUGGCGGAUGGGAUGGCCAGGCCCGUGUCUGGAACCUGCAAACGUGGGAAACGGUGCUGAUGCUCGGUGGACAUGAGAGCAUGGCGGUUUGGAGCGUUGUCGCCCUGGACGACCAAAGUGCCGUCACAGGCUGCGCUGACAAACGAAUUCGCAUAUUUGACCUCACCAAGACUUCUGGCGGCGAGGCUCAACCCAAAUCUACGAUACAUACACCCGAUGUGGUGCGAACCCUCUGCAAGGUUCCCAAAAGCCAUCCCAGUGGCGGGGACAUCGCCAGCGCCAGCAACGACGGGACCAUCAGAAUAUGGAAGCUGAACGGGCAGCAAGUCGGGGAAUUACACGGCCAUGAAAGUUUUGUUUAUAGUCUGGCUAGCUUGCCGACUGGUGAGCUGGUUAGCUCUGGCGAAGAUCGGACCGUCCGUGUCUGGAGAGGCACUGAGUGUAUUCAGACCAUUACGCACCCAGCCAUUUCAGUGUGGACGGUGUCUGCUAACCAGGAUACUGGCGAUAUUGUUACAGGUGCCAGUGAUGGCAUCGCUCGUAUUUUUACUCGAAGACCGGAUCAGAUAGCCGACGAGGAGACACUAUCAGAGUUCGAGACUUCUGUAAAGUCGUCGGCAAUUCCUCAACAGCAGCUCGGCGGCAUCAACAAGGAAAAGCUUCCCGGCCCCGAGUUCUUGACGACCAAGUCCGGCACAAAGGAGGGCCAAGUACAAAUGAUCAGGGAAGAGAACGGCAAUGUGACAGCUCACCAGUGGUCAGUCAGUCAACAGCACUGGAUCAAUGUUGGGACUGUGGUCGACGCUGAAGGCAGCACUGGUCGCAAGGUUGACUAUCAAGGAAAAUCAUAUGACUAUGUGUUUGAUGUUGAUAUUGAGGACGGUAAGCCGCCAUUGAAACUUCCCUACAACCUCUCAGAGAACCCCUAUGAGCGAGCAACCAAGUUUCUCAGUGACAAUGAGCUCCCCCUCAGCUACCUUGACAACGUAGCCAAGUUCAUCACCGAAAAUACCAAGGGUGCAACUCUAGGACGAAAUCAAAGCCUCGGCCCGGAUCCAUAUGGAACAGAGCAACGUUAUCGGCCAGGAGAGGCGGCAUCACAGCCCAAGGCGAUCCCUCAAAAAGACUAUCUAAGCAUCUUGGCAGCAAAAUAUGAGGGCAUGUUUGCCAAAAUAUCAAGUGUGAACAAUAACCUGGUCUCUUCUGGCCGAAAGGAUACCGCCUUGAACCCCGGCGAAGAGGCGGUAUUGCUGUCGCUUCGCGAGGCCCUGGAGGCAGGUCGGCCAAUUCCUAUCAAGUCUAUGGAACUGGUGGUAAAAGUUGUGACGCAAUGGCCGUACUCGGAUCGCCUCGCAGCGCUCGACUUGCUCCGUUGUAUUGCCAGAUUCCCGUCAGCUGCGCAGUGGUCAGAUGCCCAACAUGGUUCUGUCUUGGACCUGGCCACGGCAUGCUCAAUGCCGGCUGAGCUCCAGCCUAAUGAAAACGCCGUCAUGAUGGGCGCCCGCACGAUUUGCAAUCUAUUUAGCACCGCAGAUGGACGCAGUCUGAUAAGCUCGCACACCGACAAGCCAAUUGCCUACCUCGAACGAAUUGCUGGUGUCAAGGGAGGGGAGGCUAUUGGCCAGUUCAAUCGCAAUGUGUUGAUUGCGGUUACCACGGCACUCAUCAAUCUAUCGGUCCUCGUAAACAAGGAAAAGUUGCUCAGUCCAGAGCAGAGACGUCGUCUGUUCGUUGUACUUGGGACAGUGCUCAAGAGCCAGUCCGAUUCGGAAGUAUUGUACCGCGCGUUGGUGGCCCUGGGCACAUUGUUGGCAACAUGCAAGGAGGAAGCCAGUGGCCUUGACAUAGGUGGAUGGGUUCGUGGAGCAAAGGAUCGAGGUUCGGAGGAUAGGGUGAAGUCGGCUGCGAAUGAGUGCCUAGCUUUGGUGCCAUGA
Metarhizium album ARSEF 1941 is the source of this 2313-nucleotide messenger RNA. Its product is annotated as phospholipase A-2-activating protein. Gene Ontology annotation, molecular function: ubiquitin binding. NCBI's taxonomy places the organism in Eukaryota, Fungi, Ascomycota, Sordariomycetes, Hypocreales, Clavicipitaceae. Gene Ontology annotation, biological process: proteasome-mediated ubiquitin-dependent protein catabolic process; ubiquitin recycling. Gene Ontology annotation, cellular component: cytoplasm; nucleus. The record is from RefSeq and is a predicted model, not a curated record. The coding region runs from base 1 to 2313 and encodes 770 amino acids. The transcript has 3 exons.